This is a messenger RNA of Sycon ciliatum, 2471 nucleotides long. RefSeq lists its product as uncharacterized. Bases 670 to 2085 code for a protein of 471 amino acids. Gene Ontology annotation, molecular function: oxidoreductase activity, acting on the CH-OH group of donors, oxygen as acceptor; FAD binding. The transcript has 4 exons. NCBI's taxonomy places the organism in Eukaryota, Metazoa, Porifera, Calcarea, Leucosolenida, Sycettidae. The record is from RefSeq and is a predicted model, not a curated record.
UUCCGGACAGCCUCAUCAUGCAGUUGCAGUAGCAGCUAGUGGUAGAUCUACUACAAUAAUUAUGUGGUAGCACCCUGUGUAGUGUAGAUCUACAUGUAGCUGGACGUACAUAGUCGAGUCGUCCCUGGCCUGCAUUUAUGUCGUGAUUCGUGACCGGCAGGCAGUAUGAAGUCGUAGAUCUAGUACUAGUAGUACUGUAGCAGGUGAUCGGAAUCAUCGCGGAGCGCUCCGAUCGAGCAGGAUGCAGGAUGCAGGAUCAACGAUGACCUCCACUCUUCCUUAGGCUACGGGCCCCAGUUAUGCCUGCUGUUCACAACUAUUAUUUUUUCUUCGCAGCAGUACUUGUAAACAAGGAACGAAUCAUCAUCGGUUGCACUUGCAGUUCUUACCAUGUGCUUUCGUCUGGUCUGGCAAAUGGCCUAGCGACUGUUUAAUGUUAUGAACUAACGUUACUUUUGUGUGUAACCGCUCCAUCUGUGUUUGAAGUACAAGUAACAGUUCUUUAGUUGUAGAUCUACACUGUCUGUAGAGUGUAGUAGUUGGUAGUUCUGGGUUUGGGCCUACUACUACCCGGCGUGUGCGUGUAACGUUAUAGUAGCAGCUGCACUCGUUACAGGUGUUAUUCCAGCUGUGUAACUCAGUCACAGACUCAUUGUGAGAAGUAACACCAUGGACGUCCGAAAUUGGGGCGGCGAGUUGCUAACUCGGCCUGUAAAAUACAAACAAGUAACUCGCGUCGAUGAAAUAGUGGAAGUUGUAACGGACCCUGACCAAUACCCAUCUCCAGUUAGAGCUUUGGGCUCGCGCCACUCCACGACUGAUUGCAUCGAUGCCGACAAUGGAACGGUACUGGAUAUGCGGCGGCUUGACUGUAUCAAAGACCCGGAUGAGAGAAACAUGACCAUCACGGUAGGAAGUGGAGCUCGCUACUACGACAUCUCACACAAACUGCAGGCUCACGGCCUCAUGCUGCACGUAAACACGGAGAUUGGCAACCUGACUGCUGGCGCAGCUGUCGUGGGACAAACCAAAGAUUCUGCCUUUCCUGACGAACAUGGCCAGGUCAGCUCUUACGUGGUCUCCGUUAGAAUGAUCACUGCUGACGGGCAAGACGUGAGUGUGCAUGAGGACACUGACCCGGAGCUUAUGAGACUUGUACGCGGCAGCUUUGGAUUGCUCGGCAUAGUGUAUGAAGUAACGUUCAAGAUUGCUCCACUACGCCUGAUGCGACUUUAUCACAAGGUAUACACAUUGGACGAGUUUAUCGACGGCUUGGACGAGAUCAGAUCAUCGGGCUGUGCUGUCAUGUAUUACAUGAUGCCAUUCUGCAAUCGUAUCAUCGUAGAGUUCCGCUCCUACAUACCAGACAAAUGGCUGGAUGAAGUGGAGGAUCACUGCAUGGAUGGAGAUUGCGUCAACAACAAGCACCUCUUACCAUAUGGCAGCGACUGGCAGUUUGCAGUUCGCAAUAUGUCUUGGGCAAAGGUGACGCCGCUGGUUGGACGGCUGGUGCAGAUGGCUCCAUGCCCACUGAGAAACGCACUGUACAUGGCAUCAGACUACCUAGCACUCUGCGUUUUGUCCACAUUGGCAGGAUACCAUAUUCUACCGGCCGAGCAAACCAUUCUCUACAACGAUAAGCCGUUCAAAGCAACGCAGUACACUUUCUCUAUCUUUUCCUUUCCUGUUGCUGGCUUCUCUCAAGUCUUACGUGACUACUUUGCCUUUCUCCAGACAUACCAUAAACGGACGGGCUGGCGAUGCUCCCUGGUCAAUGUUGGCUACCGUCUUUUCGAGGACAACAAGUCCUUUCUCUCCUACUCUGCAGGCAGUGAGUGCAUGACGUUAGACCCUGUGAGCAGUGGUGGCGAUGACAACUGGUACCCAUUCCUGAAAGAUUACAACCAGUUCUGCCUGGAUAACGGUGGAAAGCCGUUGAUGAACCAGACACCUUGUCUGACGCCGGAAAUCACUCGUUCAUGCUUUGGCCCACAGCUCGAUCAUUUCGAUAUUCGCCGGAGGCAGAUGGAUCCAGAUGGUCGCUUCCUUAACGGGUAUUUCAGACGGCUCUUUGAAUUCCAAUAGAAGUCACUAGGGACAUUAGUCAUCAUCAAGAUCCGAUGAUUAUCAGCAGCAGCAGCAGCAGCAGCAGAACAGCUUCAACUCAAUUAAUCAGCGUGCUAUUGCGUUUUACACGUUCAAUUUCUGCUAGUCGAUGCCAACGAUUCAGGCAGUUCAAGUUGCCUUUUCUAGUUUUAGUCUUAGGCGUCGCUUUUCUAAUUGCUAUCUCAACGGCGCUGCAUAUAGGCAUCCCUCUUGUUAGUUUGCUGACCGAAAUAUGUAAUCCACGUGGUUUUUUGCUACAUCUGAUCCAAAACAAAUUGUAGCCUUUCCCCAUCUAUCAAAAAUAUAUACGGAGUCUAUUCUGGUUUGAAAAAAUGUUACCUCCCAUGGGUGGAUUAUGUGCACUA